AUGUCACUCCAGGUCGGCGACCCACGGUCGCGCGGCCGCUCCAAGUCCCCAGGCGGCCGCAUCCGGGACCGUUCCAAAUCUCGCGACAGCAGACUGCCUUCUCCAGGCCCCGAUGCCACCAGAUCCUCCUUCCUGAAUCCCGAUAUCGUGCGCGAACACCUACGGUCGCGCUCUAGGAGCCGAGGCGCGAGUACCAGUCGCAGCCAUCGCAGCAGCUCUCGUUACCGACCCACAGGCUCGGACUCGGAUCACGAUGGUAGAAGCUACGUCCUGCGCCCCGAACGAAACCGCGACGACUAUUAUCUCUCCGAUGCCGCGGAGAGCAGAUCUGGGAAGCGCAGCAGCAAGUAUGCGCGAUCCCCUAAUCUUCGCCCCGUCCGCUACGAUGACUCUUCGGAUGAGUCUUUGGAUUCGGAGGACGACGCACUUGCGUAUGGAGAUAUACCGGUGGACGCACAGCGUGGCUAUUACAAAUAUGGAGCAUCACCCCGUGCCUCUUCUUCGCAAGUCGAGGCAGCGCAGAUGUCUGGGGCAUUGAAUGCGGACCGGCUCUUCAAAAAUGGAUCAUCACGCGUUGAGGAGGACCUUCCGGGCAGCCACCCCAGCUAUGCUCGACCUGGACCUUACAAGUAUGCGGUGCCUUCCCAGUAUGCUCAGACGCAACCUACUUCGCAGUCGAACUGGGCGCCGAUCCCAGAGUGUGAGCGACCGGGGUUCGUCCCGCCAACGUCGCAGGCGGAACAAGCAAUGCCCGGGGCUUUCCCCCCGGCAUCAACAUACCCGGAGCUUUCUACCAGUACCGCAGCGCCUGUGUUCCCGAUGCCCCAAUAUGCCAAUCUGGAAGGGCAGCAGAUUCCCUACGCGACCAGGAGCGGUCGUCCUCUCUCGGUAUCUACCACCAAUGCCUACACCCCUUCUGUGGCAUCGCCGACCCAUUCGCGCCAUGCAUCAGAUACCUCUGCCCAGCCGGGUUACGCCAGACCGGCUCCUUACCAAUAUGCGCAUGUCGACCCCAAUGUCAAGUAUAGCUCCAAGUCUUCGAGCAGUGCCGCUGAAAGCAGUCAACCCCAAUACUCAAAUAUCAGGUACUCUUCAAGGCCUCAGUUCUCCAAGGCCCAGACCAGCCGCCAGGAAAGCGAGCCCCAGUUUGUGGAGAUUACCCCAGGCAGCAGGACCGGAAAUCGCCCUGCAAGUCUCUCUGUGUCGUCAGCCAACAAUCUCUCCGUCGCCGCCCCAGAUCCGAGUUUCCGACCGGCCAGUCCUCUACAGGAGCCGUACAAGGGCACCUACCAGAGCAUUUCUCCCAUGCCUUCACCGAUCGUGAUCCCUUCCAAGUUGGACGAGGACAUCUCUGACCUGGAGCCCCUGGAUGGAGGGUCCGAUACAAGUGGCCGGAGAAAGCAUCGGAGAAAGAAGUCCAAGGACGAAAGAGAGCGGAAGGAGAAAACCAGCGAUCGCUCAAAAAGGGACAGCAGCCGCGUUCGACACGAGCGUCACGACUCUAAUGGGAAACAGGCGCUUGUAUUGAUCUCCCCAAGUGCCAGUCGCAAGAAAGUCUCUUUCUAUGACGUCGGUCCUGAUGCGGUUGCCAUGCAGGAAGCUUUGAACAGUCGCAGUAUCGACAACAAGGCGAUCAUCCGCGUGUUGCCCCACUUGACCAGCGAUGAAAUGCUGGAUCUUCGCAAAGAGUAUAAGAACCACGUCAAGUUGCACGGCAAAGGAAUCAACCUGGCCAAACACAUUCGAUUGAAGUUGGGCAAUAGCGCUUUCGGUAAAGUGUGCUACGCCACGGCGCUAGGCCGCUGGGAAUCCGAGGCAUUCUGGGCCAACUGCUAUUACCAGUCGAGUACGUCUCGGCGGGAGCUUCUGAUCGAGUCGCUCUUUGGUCGCAGUAACAGUGAAAUCCGGCAGAUCAAGGAAUGUUUCCGCGACUCGCGGUAUUCAGACAGUCUGGAAAAGUGCAUGAAAGCGGAACUGAAAGCGGAUAAGUUCCGCUUGGCGGUACUGCUGGCGCUCGAGGAGAGUCGCCAGAGUGAACGGGAUCCUCUAAAUAUGGAUCUAGUCCAUCGCGACGUCGAGGAGCUCAACAGAGCUCUCCUUUCGCGGAGCGGCGGCGAGACCGCAAUGAUUUAUAUCAUAGUCCGCCGAAGCGAUUCUCAUCUGCGAGAGGUCCUUCGCGCGUAUGAGAAGAUUUAUAAUCGCAACUUUGCUCGUUCUAUGAUUUCUAAAUCGCAGAACCUUGUCGGCGAAACACUUGCCCACAUUCUCAACGGAGUCAUCAAUCGGCCGAUGCGAGAUGCGCUCCUGCUCCAUCAAGCUCUCCGGGAGUCGCGCACAGGCAAAGAGCGCUCCGAACUAUUGAUUUCCCGACUGGUCCGAUUCCACUGGGAACCGCGGCACCUGGACCAGGUGAAGACCGAGUUCCGCCGGCGGUAUGGCGAGCGAUUGGAGGAGGCGAUUGCAGAGGAGGUGUUACCGACCAGUGGCGGCACCGAAUGGGGCGAGUUCUGCAUUGAGCUGGCGCGAAGUUCGAAAACACUUAUGAAAAGGGUUUGA
Aspergillus steynii IBT 23096 is the source of this 2556-nucleotide messenger RNA. RefSeq names its product annexin ANXC4 (gene anxc4). Gene Ontology annotation, molecular function: calcium-dependent phospholipid binding; calcium ion binding. Bases 1 to 2556 code for a protein of 851 amino acids. Gene Ontology annotation, cellular component: cytoplasm. The transcript is spliced from 2 exons. NCBI's taxonomy places the organism in Eukaryota, Fungi, Ascomycota, Eurotiomycetes, Eurotiales, Aspergillaceae. The record is from RefSeq and is a predicted model, not a curated record.